AGUCACUGACAAUGAGUAUGAGCACAUGUUUACAUUGGGAGAGCGAAGAAUGGAGCCGAAUGCGAAAUCAAAACACUCGACCAAGUGAGACUGAAGUCAGCACUGCGAAGACCGGGGGUACUCUAUCACAUGACACCUCUCUUAAUAGAAGACAAGGAAGCCGUUUACACAGAGGAGGAGCAUGUGACCGGUUGACAACAUUUCUUUCUGGCUUCCAUGUUCCAAUCAAGCAGCUUCCUGAUGAAGACGGCUGUUAUCUCAAAGGGCAAAGUGUAACUCUCUCCUCUGAGACAUGACAAUUGUUCUUCUGCAGAUUUCCUAACAGAAGUUUCGUAGCCUUCUCACAUUAUGGCAUCCACAGUGGCACCUGUGCCUCAUGCCAUGUUGACCCCCUCGCCACCCCCAUCUCUGGACUUCGCCCUGGGUGCAUUGGCCUGCUGCGCAGCUUGUGUCUUCACCAACCCUUUAGAAGUGGUCAAGACCCGUCUGCAGCUUCAGGGAGAGCUUCGCGCACGGGGUACCUAUCAGAGGCACUACCGCGGGGUCCUCCAGGCCCUUUGGAUGGUGGGCCGUACGGACGGACUCCGGGGUCUUCAAAAGGGGCUCUCCGUCGGCUUGGUCUACCAGGGAUUGAUGAACGGCGUGAGGCUGGGUUGCUAUUCCUACUGUGAAGCUCUUGGUAUCACGUCGUACCAUGGAGGAAGUGUCCUAUCAGGAGCGGGCGCCGGGGCUCUUGGGGCAUUCGUUGCCUCUCCUGCCUACCUGGUGAAGACACAUCUGCAGGCUCAAACUGUAGAAGCCAUAGCAGUGGGCCAUCAGCAUAACCAUGUGGGAGUAUCUGAUGCUUUUGUUACUAUCUAUAGAAAAGAAGGUUUAAUUGGACUGUGGAGAGGUGUGAAUGGGGCCGUGCCUCGCGUCAUGGUUGGUUCAGCUGCACAACUAGCAACCUUCACCUCGGCCAAGGAGUGGGUGUUACAUUCCCAGUGGUUCAGUCCUGGUUCCAACUGGCUUGUGGCUUUAAUCGCAGCUAGCAUCAGCGGGGUCGCCGUGGCCAUCACCAUGACACCCUUUGAUGUCAUUAGUACACGGCUCUACAACCAACCAGUGGAUGAUUUUCACAGGGGCCGUCUCUACAAUGGCUUUUUCGAUUGUAUGCUGAAGGUGUGCAAAGCUGAAGGCCUGCUCGGUCUGUACAAAGGCAUGGGGCCGGUAUUUCUCCGCUUGGCUCCACACACAGUUCUCAGCAUGCUAUUCUGGGAUCUGAUGAGGCAACAAGCAAUGAAAAACAGACACACACAAGGAAAGGCCUGAAUGCACUCAAGUACACGCAGCAAAUGUUGCAAGAUGAAUUUUUUUUUUACCGUUAAAGGAGAACAAACAUCCCAUGAAGGAUGGUAAGAAGGAUUAACAUAAACUACUUGACCAACAAUGAACACAUGCUGCUCAGACAAGAAGCUCCUGUCAAGUUAUUGAAGUGUGUUUUGAAACUAUCUUAAUGUUAAUCAAUGACAAGACAUACUAUAUUUAUUUUCCACUUAACAGGGACUUACCUCAGGUCUAAUAUGAUUUAAUUUGAUUAUACAUUUGGAACAUUUGCUAUGCAUGUGCUGAUUGGAGUAUAAAUAAUUUUGGACAUGGAACCUUUUCACAAAAUGUCAAAAAAAUCACCUUACUGUGCUGCUGUUACCAAUUAGAUUGUUGAUCUUUUCUACAAAUAUCCAAUGAAUGCCUUUUUAACAACUGUAAAUAAUAAAUUACAUUCAUCAUGUUUCUUUGUUGAAAACAAAAAUUGCACAAUGUAGAUUAAACAUUUCGUGUGACACAA
This is a messenger RNA of Syngnathus acus (greater pipefish), 1825 nucleotides long. RefSeq names its product solute carrier family 25 member 34 (gene slc25a34). Bases 349 to 1311 code for a protein of 320 amino acids. NCBI's taxonomy places the organism in Eukaryota, Metazoa, Chordata, Actinopteri, Syngnathiformes, Syngnathidae. The record is from RefSeq and is a predicted model, not a curated record. The transcript is spliced from 6 exons.